Leptosia nina is the source of this 486-nucleotide messenger RNA. Lineage: Eukaryota; Metazoa; Arthropoda; Insecta; Lepidoptera; Pieridae. The record is from the annotation of a GenBank genome assembly.
AUGAUUAUAGUUAUUCUCCUCAUGAGGGAACAAAGUACUGUUCCAAUUGCAAUAAUUUGUGGGCCAUCGUUAACAUUAGGAAAGAUGCAACUGUCUGGUGACCCAAGACGUGCCGACCGCGAGCGUCGGUAUAAACCACCCCCACCUACAUCUGCCCCAGCUGAAGACCUUACUACAGAUUACAUGAAUAUACUUGGUAUGGUAUUCUCUAUGUGUGGUUUAAUGAUGCGGUUAAAGUGGUGCGCAUGGACUGCUGUUUUUUGUUCCAGCGUAAGCUUUGCAAAUUCCAGGGUAUCUGAUGAUACCAAACAGAUAAUCAGUUCCUUUAUGCUGUCAAUAUCUGCAGUGGUGAUGUCAUAUUUACAAAAUCCAGCUCCAAUGUCACCACCUUGGGCUUCACUUACAGCUUAUAACCAAUCAUGCCACCAAAGAAAGUUGAAGAACCAGAAAAGAAACCUCUUAUUGGUCGGGUUGGAACUAACUUAA